AUGGAUCUACUGGGUGAUAUUGUAGAGAAAGAUGUCGAUUUUGAUUCGAGGGAGGAAGCUGUCAGGGGGAACAAGAACGGAUUUCCAGAGCUGUACCAGCCACAGAAAAUAUCCUCUUGGAAACAGCGAUUACGCGACAAAAACGUGAGGGCGAAGACGGACAAGAAGGCACUUCCGAAUGAGAAGGACACAGCUGUGGUCCCCGCUGCAGUGCCUGCUGCAACUGAGGCACAAAGAAUCCACAACGAAAACUUGGCAAAGAUCGGGAACAUGUCGGAGGAACAAAUUUUGGAAGAGAGAAGACAACUACUCGAGUCCCUCGACCCAAAAUUGAUCCGUAACCUGCUACAAAAUGUCAACAAAAGGCUUGAUCAACCUCUAUUUGCGGAAAUUGAGGGUGCCUCCGGCACUUGGGUCGGUGGUGCCAACAAGAAUGCGCUUAACAACUUGCCCUCACUGUCGGAGGAUCAAGUGAAUAAAGCAUUGGAGAUACCUGCUAGGGAGAAGAAAAACAACGGGGACUCUCACCCCCAGCUGGAACAUGCUAAGGAUCUUUACGAGGUGAGAGACGGAAAUGUGGAGGACGCAGACGAUAUAGCACCACUUGAAUACCAAGUGGCUCAGUCUAUCGAUCACAUGAAGAACGAAGAUUUGCUAAAUGACGUGCAUUUUAUGAAGAAGAAGAAUACACCGAACGAGAGGGAAGGUGAGCCCCUGGAUAUCAACGAUCCAGAUUUCAACGACAAGUUACACGAGAAGUAUUUCCCGGACUUGCCGAAAGACGUGGACAAACUUCAAUGGAUGCAAGAAGUACCUAGUUUACCAGAGGACGAUGGUUCGAAAUUUGUCAUUGACGACGUGUCGAAAAUCAGGUUCGACUUCAGGGGCAACUUGGUGCCACCAACAAGACAAAUAGAAACGACAUCCCGCUCAGCGUUGCACCAUCACUCCGUCGACCCGCAAUUGGCCGGCUACACGUUGGAUGAAUUGACAAGAUUAGCCAGAUCGACGUUUGCCUCGCAAAGGUGUAUCGCCAUCCAAACGAUAGGAAGGAUUCUGUACAAGAUGGGGAAGCAGAACUAUUACCAGCUGGUUCCGGAAGUCGAAGCAGAAACGUACAAGGAGGAAGGGAACAUCAGAAAUAUCAUGAACAAAAUUUACUCCAUGUUUUGGGACCUCAUAAAGGAUUUGCAGACCAUCGAAACUUUACAGCUGGCGUCCGAUGAACACAAGACAAGAAGCUUAUCCGUCAGAACUUACGCGACAGAUGCAUUGUGGUUGUGGAAGAAGGGAGGCGGAGAUUUCCGCGCGGAACCAAACGGAGGAAAGUAG
Messenger RNA from Huiozyma naganishii CBS 8797, 1332 nucleotides. It is a transcript of the gene RBA50, whose product is annotated as Rba50p. NCBI's taxonomy places the organism in Eukaryota, Fungi, Ascomycota, Saccharomycetes, Saccharomycetales, Saccharomycetaceae. The coding region runs from base 1 to 1332 and encodes 443 amino acids. The record is from RefSeq and is a predicted model, not a curated record. Gene Ontology annotation, biological process: transcription by RNA polymerase II. Gene Ontology annotation, cellular component: nucleus. The transcript has a single exon.